Meloidogyne enterolobii is the source of this 612-nucleotide messenger RNA. NCBI's taxonomy places the organism in Eukaryota, Metazoa, Nematoda, Chromadorea, Rhabditida, Meloidogynidae. The record is from the annotation of a GenBank genome assembly.
AUGGAAAAUCAACGAGAAAUCCAACCGGAUGUUUCCAUCGAAUGUGGUGAAUUUAAUAGUCGUACAACAUCAACUUUUCUAACUAGAAUUGCUUCGUUUCUUGGAUUAAAACCAAAAGCUAAAUUGCCAAUUAAACGUGUUUUAAUCAAUUUUGCUCUGAUUUUUAUUUUUGGUGCUUUAAUUGAGGCAUUCCUUCACAUUCUUGGGCCUUUCACUCGUGGAUUUUUUUGUGAUGAUAAUUCUAUUCGUUUGCCUUAUAAAACUGGAACAAUUCCUCUUUGGAUGUUAAUUCUUUAUUGUUUAUUGGUGACUAACUUGACAGUAAGGUUUUUUUUCCUUUUUUCUGGGCCCAUCCAUUCCGCGAUUUCUUUUCUACAUCGGACCAUAUUAGGUCAUCUAGGGUUCGAAAAUCUUAUUGCUAGACGAAAUUAUGGCGGUGUGGACUGUUAUAGGCAUGGAAUGGUUAUAGGGAAUGGAGGAGACGUCAAUUUACUGGAGACGUCUUGUAAUGCAAAAACAUUGAAAUGCCAAACCCCCCACAAACCAUUGAAAUGCCAAAUAAUAGAAUUACUAUAUUUAGUUUAUUAUUGGCGAAUAUUGGCGUUUAGUUGA